Oryzias latipes (Japanese medaka) is the source of this 3194-nucleotide messenger RNA. It is a transcript of the gene mpi, whose product is annotated as mannose phosphate isomerase. Gene Ontology annotation, cellular component: cytosol. Gene Ontology annotation, biological process: GDP-mannose biosynthetic process; carbohydrate metabolic process. The record is from RefSeq and is a predicted model, not a curated record. Lineage: Eukaryota; Metazoa; Chordata; Actinopteri; Beloniformes; Adrianichthyidae. Gene Ontology annotation, molecular function: mannose-6-phosphate isomerase activity; zinc ion binding.
UAAAACAGGAUAACGUGAAAGAGACGAGGCGUGGUGACGUCACUGGCGCUCCUCCAGUCGACGCCGCAGUCAUGGAGGAAGUGAGAGUGUUUCCUCUGACAUGCGCCGUGCAGAACUACGCGUGGGGGAAGGCUGGGCUGGACAGCGAGGUGGCCAAACUGGUGGUCGGUGGAGACCCGCUGGCUGUCAUAGACGAGAAACCCUAUGCAGAGCUGUGGAUGGGUGCCCACCCUAAGGGCGACGCUCAGAUCAAAGACAACAGGAUCACGCAGACCACACUGGGUCAGUGGAUCGCCCAUUACCCAGCAUGCCUGGGCUCCAAAGUGAAAGAUGCCUUCCAGGGUCAGCUGCCUUUUCUCUUCAAAGUGCUGUCUGUAAACACAGCUUUGUCUAUACAGGCACACCCCAACAAGGACUUGGCUGCCCGUCUCCAUGCUCAGUUUCCGGAGCACUAUCCCGACACCAACCACAAGCCAGAGAUGGCCAUCGCCCUCACCCGCUUCCAAGGCCUCUGCGGUUUCAGACCAGUGGAGGAGAUCCUGGCCUUCCUCCAACGCGUGCCGGAGUUUCACGCUCUGGUGGGAAACGAAGCAGCGGAGGAGCUGCAGCACGCUGUGGGGGACGGUGCUCGCACCAGCCAGGCUCUGAAGAAGUGCUUCACCAGGAUGAUGAGCUGCGAGAAGAAGGUGUUUGUGGAUGAGCUCAAUGAGCUGGUUAAGAGGGUCACAGAGGAAGGAGCGGCUGGAAAGGACACGUCAGGCAGCAACGGGGAUCUCCUGCUGCGCCUCCACUCCCAGUACCCUGGAGACAUUGGCUGCUUCUCCAUAUACUUCCUGAAUUAUGUGGUCCUGGAACCAGGUCAGGCCAUGUUCCUGGGAGCCAACGAACCUCAUGCUUACCUUUACGGAGACUGUAUCGAGUGCAUGGCUUGCUCGGACAACACAGUCAGGGCUGGACUGACGCGGAAAUACAUCGACGUGAGCACCCUGUGUGAGAUGUUGAACUACAGUCCAGCGCCUGCCUCCUCCAAAAUCUUCCCGUGUGUUCAGGACCCCUCAGACCCCUGUGUCACCCUGUAUGACCCCCCAGUGCCAGACUUCACCGUCAUAAAAAUACAGGUCCCAGCCUCAGUGAAGGACUACACUGUUGCUCCAGUUGACAGUGCCAGCAUUCUCCUGGUCAUUGAAGGCGACGCUAUGGCAACAGCUCCCGCCGCUCACUCUGACAUCACAAUGAGGCGGGGCACCGUCCUGUUUGUCUCAGCCAAUGAGAGCCUGUCGCUGCACAUCUCAUCUCCGUCAGGGAUGCUCCUGUUUCGGGCCUGCAGCCUCCUGUAGCCGCGUGUCAGUGCGGUACUUCCUGUUUCUCUGUGCGUGGUGAAUCGGGUGCAGUGUGUCAGUGGGUGGAAGCUCUGAAAUCCUGUUUGCUGUUUCCCAGCAGAGCCCUCGUUGUAAUCUAUGGGUGGUUGUGCACCUCCAGCCCUGUUUUUAAAGUCACAAUACUACACGGUUAGAUCUGAAUGCAGAUUAAAGAGAAAAACAUGGAGAGUUUGUCAAUCAUUUGUUUUUGGGUGCUGGUUUUUUGACACUGUAUUUAAAAAAGGAAUGUUUCUCAUAAUUCAACUUUACUAAUAGUUUUAAAUGUAUGGGUGUGUGAACAAUCUACUACAAACUGGAGUUCAUUUCAAAUAGAUCAACUGUACCCAUGACAUUUUUCCAGAUAUUCUCCUUAUUUUCUGCUUGGGAUAAAGAAAUUGUAUUUAUUUUUCACAAUAUUUCCAGGAACCAGUAUUUUAUUCCCACCAGGAACAGCUGUUAAACGCCAGUUGAGUUUGUUUUGAAGUAAUAAAUCUUCAUCACUCAGAGACACAAAGGCUUGUCGCGAAGGAAGCCAUCUUCAAUAGAAAGUGGCUAAUCCCAGAAGGUCCAGAGAAAUUGUGAUAGUAAAAAUGAAUAAACAUGUUGCUUUGGUUAAAACCUUCAGUUUUAUGUCCAUAUGGCUAAUUUACACUUUAUUUUAUCUUUAGCCACAUCCCCAAAAGUAACAGGCGAGUAGCUCUAAGACUCCAUGUUGAUGCUGAUGCUAAACUUGUGUUUAAUGUUUUAGAGCAUCUGUGCAUGAAGAAAUCCUCAAGGUUAUGAGCAGAAGGGAAGGACAUUGCAUUGCCUGCUGCAUGUUUGUUUAAACUGUUUAGGUUGAAAGCAUUGAUUACUCAUGUCUUCAGAACAAAAUACUGCAUGUGGUGCAUUUGGAAAAGUUUUUGUUUGUUGUUUAUUUUGUACCACAGUCAAUCUAGUUUUCAGGAAUUCUUGAUCUAACCUUUAUGCUAUCCAAGGCACUUUAACAAUUUAACUUUUUGGGAGUGGGGUCAUCUAGACCCACUAGACAGUGCGCCAAACCUUUUUUCUUCAAUGACUUAUGAUCUUCACUGGUGUCCAUGAAUUACAUGAAAUCCUCUUCACCUUUAUCCACCUUUGUCCUGGUAGGGAUGACACACCAAUGUAAGGGUGGGGUCAUCUGGACCCCACAAGAUAGCACAAGGGUUAAACAGUGGUGCAGUGUCUCUGUGGAGCUGUACCCAAAGGAUGCUGCAUGCGACUCUGCAGCUCCUCUGGGUUGGACGUGAACUCCGUCUGUGGAUUUUAUUUUGAAGAUCUGACACCAUCAUACACACAUUUUCUCAUGCCUGUGUGUGAAAACAGAAUAUUUUUAUGCUAACUGAUGCUCUUCUCUGUCUUGUGAUCCUGGUUGGAUGUUUAGAUGCAUUAAACUUUUUUUAUUUUUGUUAAACUGUUAAAUAUUAAAGAAUUAGAAAAGUUACAUGUUGUAUAAUUUAAAACUAUACCUCUUCUCUAUCUUAGUUUUCAUUAAAAAAAUACCUGCAGCUAAUUGUUCCUAAAGGUGUGGAAUUUUGUUCUGUAACUAAAUGUGACCUUAAGACGGCCUUUAGUAUAAACCUUUGAUAAUAUUGUCCUGUUUGUUUCGAUCACGGUUUACUUAGCUUUUUUGGGUGGGGGGGGUCACAAUAAGUGAAGAUCACCUAAAUAUAUAUAUUCAAAAAAAAAAAAAGUUCCUUUUGUGGGAAAGUCUUUUGGGGGGAAAAUGUUUGGUCAAGUUCAGUAUUUUUGAAUGAGGCAUUGAUAGCAUGAAUCUUAAAUGUGGUGACUUUAAUAAAAACCUGUUCUCUGAAGAUA